AUGAACGCAGCGGUUUCAAAUAAUCAUAGCAUUGAGAAGAAUGUUGUUAAAGAGGAACAGUUUGAUAUUGUAAUGUGUUAUCAAAAGUUUUUAAAAGAUGAUCCGGAUGUUUCUAUGCCAAUUGCCGCUAUAGAAGCAUUAGUAGAGUUAAUUAAGCAUAGCAAAGCAACAACGUUAUCAGAGUUUAUGGAGUCGUUAAAAGAUGCAAGUCAAUUACUGAAAUCAACAGUUAAGAAUUCGAUUUCUUUGUCAGCAGGAGCAGAUUUAUUUCUAAGAUUUGUUACAAGGACGUCACAUGAUGUUACUAAUUUUGAAGCGUGUAAAGAGCAUUUGAUGAAUAGUGGCAAGGUGUUGGUAGAGAAGGCUACAGCAGCUCGCCAUAAAAUUGCUGGAUUGGGAACAAUAUUAAUUCAUGGAUAUUCUCGGGUGGUGAUGUUAGUUUUACAAAGAGCUGCUGCUACACACAAAAAAAGAUUUAAAGUUUAUGUGACUGAAUCUAGGCCUUAUUCUUCAGGAAUCAAGACAACUAAGAUAUUGAGAAAGUAUGGUAUUCCAGCAAUAGUAAUACUCGACACAGCUGCUGGGUAUAUUAUUGAUAAAGUGGAUGCUGUUUUUGUUGGUGCUGAGGGAGUUGUAGAAAAUGGCGGAUUAAUUAAUGCGAUUGGCACUUAUCAAUUAGCAAUAGUAGCCAAAGCUGCUAAUAAGCCAUUUUAUGCAGUAAUUGAAAGCUAUAAAUUUGUUCGAAUAUUUCCACUUAACCAAUACGAUCUACCAACUCACACACCAGAUUUACUAACAUUUCCAGAUUUGGAAAACAAAAUCCAUGUAAAAAAAAUAGGAGAAAUUAUUAAUCCAACAGUAGAUUAUACACCACCUGAAUAUAUCACUUUGUUGUGUACAGAUCUUGGUGUUUUGACACCUUCUGGUGUCAGUGAUGAAUUAAUUAAAUUGUAUUUAUAA
This is a messenger RNA of Entrophospora sp. SA101, 960 nucleotides long. Lineage: Eukaryota; Fungi; Glomeromycota; Glomeromycetes; Entrophosporales; Entrophosporaceae. The record is from the annotation of a GenBank genome assembly.